This is a messenger RNA of Colletotrichum navitas, 1071 nucleotides long. RefSeq names its product short chain dehydrogenase. The transcript has a single exon. Lineage: Eukaryota; Fungi; Ascomycota; Sordariomycetes; Glomerellales; Glomerellaceae. Bases 15 to 902 code for a protein of 295 amino acids. The record is from RefSeq and is a predicted model, not a curated record.
UAUUAAUCAAUGGCAUGACAAACCCCGGCAUCGAUAAGUAUUUGUACCGGCCAUCAUUCUUGUGUGGGAUUCGGCAGCAAACAAGAAUAACCAAGGGGGAAAGCGAAAGUAAUAUCACCAACAUGGCACGAAUUUUCAUCACAGGAUCUUCCGACGGACUGGGUGCCGUUGCAGCCCGCACGCUCCUCAAAAAAGGCCACCAGGUCGUCAUCCACGCUCGCAACGCCCAGCGGGCCGAAGAGGCUAAGUCGGCCGUUCCGGACGCCGAGGCCGUCCUGAUCGGUGACCUCUCCAAAAUCGACGAGGUGAAGAAACUGGCCGCAGACGCCAACAAGCUGGGAACGUUUGAUGUCAUCAUUCACAAUGCCGGUUUCUACCGCGGUCCCUACCGCAAAACGGACUUGGGCCUGCCUACCUUGUACGCGGUCAACGUAUUUGCGCCGUAUCUUUUGACCGCCUUGAUCAACAGGCCGAAGAGACUCAUCUACAUCUCUUCCGGUCUGCACAAGAGCGGCGACUCCAGCUUCACCGACCCGACCUGGCGCGGGCGCGGAGAACAAGGGUGGAACGACGACCAGGCUUACCGCGACUCGAAAUUGCAUAUCACCACCUUUGCAAACGCAAUUGCUCGUCUCUGGCCGGAUGUGAGGAGUAACUCGGUCGAUCCCGGCUGGGUACCGACGAAGAUGGGCGGACAGAGCGCGACGGGCAAAGCAGAGGACGGGGUCGCAAGUUACGUUCUGCUGGCGGAGGGAACCGGCGCGGGCGAUGUCACUGGGAAGUACUUCAAGCCUCCUGGACAGGAAGACGACUCAGUACCGUUCACGAGUGAUGAGAAGAGGCAAGCCGAGUUGUUGAAGCUUCUAGAGCAGGAGACUGGCGUCACGCUGCCUGUAGCAUAGCCGAGCUGCAUAGCAGUAGCAUACCAACGGAUUGGCCAGUGGUAAACAUCUUGCGGGGCCAGAUACGAUAUAAGUAUUGUGCUGGAUAGUAGGCAAAAAAUACUACGUAGCUGUCAGUUCAGUCAGCAUAUGCUACAGCUGCCUAUGCAUUAAGAACGUGUUUUAGUUG